AGUGAGCGUGUAACUGAGAGUAAUAAUGGCUUUGAUCUCAACUACCAACGUGUUCAACCUUGCGAGUUUUCAGCUCAAACAAACUGAAAUUCCUUUUUCAACUUUCAGCGUCAUUCGCAAGCGUUUCGGAGAUUGUCCUAACCGCAAUGCGGUGCUUCUAAGAACCAGAAGAAACGCUCCGAUUCUUCCCAAAGUCCGAGCUCAGAAUCUUCCUGACUACGUUCCGGAUUCCAAGUUUUACAAAAUUGAAGCGAUUAUCAGGUCAUGGAGAAUUCCUCAUGUUUCUUCGGCUUUGUUGAGAAUGGGAAUUCGUGGGGUCACUGUAUCUGAUGUCAAGGGGUUUGGUGCUCAGGGUGGUACGAAAGAGAGGCAUGAAGGCUCUGAAUUUUCUGAAGACAGUUUUGUUGUCAAAGUUAAAAUGGAAAUAGUAGUGAGGAAAGACCAGGUUGAGGCGGUACUAGACAAAAUUUUGGAGACAGCAAGGACUGGGGAGAUUGGUGAUGGCAAAAUUUUCUUGAUGCCAGUAUCUGAUGUAAUAAGAGUUCGCACAGGUGAGCGUGCGGAAAAUGCUGAGAGGAUGGCUGGUGGAAUGACUGAUAUGUCAUCUGUUUGAACGAAAGAUUAGCAUUUGCAAUCUGGUUCUCAUACCAUUUUGUUUCUCCCCAAUGGGUUGAUUACUAUGAUGUUUGUUUUGUGAAUAUUUUGCCUUUUCCUGUUAGAAACUUUAGAUGUCUGCAACAUAUAAGCACAGACAAUGUAUUUCACACAUGCUGAGUUGCUGAUAGUUAAUAAGACUUUGUUAAUAGUAUUUGAUUGUGAGACCAAUUUAGUCUUUUGUUUUUA
This is a messenger RNA of Vicia villosa (hairy vetch), 843 nucleotides long. Its product is annotated as nitrogen regulatory protein P-II homolog. The record is from RefSeq and is a predicted model, not a curated record. Gene Ontology annotation, molecular function: enzyme regulator activity; ATP binding. Lineage: Eukaryota; Viridiplantae; Streptophyta; Magnoliopsida; Fabales; Fabaceae. Gene Ontology annotation, biological process: regulation of nitrogen utilization. Gene Ontology annotation, cellular component: cytosol; chloroplast thylakoid. The coding region runs from base 26 to 613 and encodes 195 amino acids. The transcript is spliced from 8 exons.